This is a messenger RNA of Mytilus californianus (California mussel), 4226 nucleotides long. RefSeq names its product nuclear factor NF-kappa-B p105 subunit-like. The transcript has 21 exons. Lineage: Eukaryota; Metazoa; Mollusca; Bivalvia; Mytilida; Mytilidae. The record is from RefSeq and is a predicted model, not a curated record. Gene Ontology annotation, cellular component: cytoplasm. Gene Ontology annotation, molecular function: protein binding; DNA-binding transcription factor activity, RNA polymerase II-specific; RNA polymerase II cis-regulatory region sequence-specific DNA binding. The coding region runs from base 149 to 3682 and encodes 1177 amino acids. Gene Ontology annotation, biological process: cellular response to stress; inflammatory response; response to cytokine.
GCUAGAGGGCGUGGGUACUCCAAAUCUGGUUUUCCCCAUAUGGUCGUAUACGGACAUAAACAACAAGAUUUCUGGGUUUUCCAAGCUAAGAAGAGAUUCACUGUAAAAUUAAUGUUUUCAAGAAAGUUUUGAUGAAAAUUGGUACAAGAUGAGUGAUGCUGAUACAGGCUCAGAUGACAGCAAGGACAGCAAUACUGUUGGUGUCCCACAAUUCCUUGUUGUAAACAAUGUACACAUGUUGAAUGGAGACCACCACCAUGUUAAUAUGUAUGAGGAAACGGUGGAUGAUGAGGCCAAACCCUACAUAGAGAUAGUAGAACAACCACAGUCUAGAGGAUUUCGUUUUAGAUAUGAGUGUGAAGGGCCGUCACAUGGUGGUCUUCAGGGAGAGAAAAGUGAAAAGUAUCGUAAAACAUUCCCAGCUAUCAAAAUAAGAAACUACAAUGGUCCAAGUCGUGUAGUGGUUAACUUGGUAACAGAUGAACCAGUUCCUAGACCACAUGCUCAUAAAUUGGUUGGAAAAAACUGCAGUGAUGGUGUAUGUACAGUAGAUGUCAAAACUGGACAAAAUACUGUCACUUUUGCCAAUCUCUGUGUACAACAUGUGACAAGGAAGAAGUCAGCGGAAGUUAUAGAACAAAGAAUUAUAGAAUCUAUGAAGAUGGAUAAAAUGGUCAAAUUAGGAAACCUCAAUGAACAAGCAUACUUAUCAGAGGAUGAAUUGGCACAAGCAAAACAGCAAGCAGAGAAGCAAGCCAAAGAUAUGCAGUUAAAUGUUGUGAAACUUUGUUUCCAGGCUUACCUUAAAGAUGGCAAUAAUUUAAUUAGUAAAGUCUUACCGUCAGUUUUAUCAUCACCAAUCUAUGAUAGCAAGGCACCAGGGGCGAAUGUUCUGAAGAUCUGUAGAAUGGAUAAAUAUGGAGGGUCUUGCAAAGGAGAUGAAGAAGUUUUCCUUCUGUGUGAAAAAGUACAGAAAGAUGACAUUAGUGUAAGAUUUGUGGAACAAGAUGAAGAUGGAAAUGUUGUAUGGGAGGCUUUUGGUAAUUUUGGUCCAUUUGAUGUACAUAGACAGUAUGCCAUAGUGUUUAAGACUCCUGCUUAUAAAGAUCCAACUAUUGAUCGGACAGUGAAUGUGUUUAUUAUGUUACAAAGAAAGUCAGAUGGAGAGACAAGUGAUCCCAAGUCAUUUACAUACUAUCCCCAGAAAGAUGAAAUAGAUGAGUUACUCAAGCAUAAAAGAAGUAAGAAGAUGCCAAGUUAUCCUGGCCCAGGGAACUUUGGUGGACCAGGAGGGAACAACUCUAGUAGAAAUAACAUCAAUAUUGCUGGAAUCCAAGCAAACAAUCCAUUCAGCCAAACGAGUCAAGGAGGUAACCUCCCGAUCACUGUUAACCAAGAUACUAUGGAUACUACUCCUAUAUCGAAUGCACAACAGCAGCAACAGCUGCAACAGGCAAUUAGAAUGACAGCAGCUCCAGUACGUCGUGCUCGACCAAGACAAACUGCUAGCGUUAAUGAUUUAACCACAGAUGGUGAAAGCCAAUUGCCUACCCUCUUUUCCCAAGAUAUCUUCAUGCAACCACAAGGCCCACCAAUGAUGAUGCCACAACAAGAUAUGAAACAAAAUGUAUACCCUGACCCUAACCUAAUGUAUUUCCAGCAGUUUGCAGUUGGUAAUCAACACAUACCAUUUCAACAGUUGCAACCCCGUGGAUCACAACUGACUCCUCGUGGCACUGUCAUACGACAAGCCCCUAGUCACAAUUUCGGUGGUGAUGGUAGACGAGGCUAUGAUGAGACAGACAGUGUUCCAUCGAAGCAAAUGGGGGGAGUGUGCUUUCCCCCUGCAGAACCGUAUGGUCAUCAAGGAUUUUUCAAAUCAGCAUCUGAUUCAGUAUUAUCAGGGAAAAUUAUGGAUAACGGGAAUGAAGGACUUGAACGAAUUGCUCCGUUUGAAUGUCAGAUGCCUCCCAGUGACUUCACCGCAAGAGAUGAUUCAAGACAAAUUAAAACUGAGGACUAUGGCAUCGAUAUAUUUCAAAAGGACGAAAAAAUUGAGGACAAUGAGGAUGAAAUGAAAGAGGAAGAAAAAUGUUUGAAAACUGUACAAGAGGACGUGCUAGAAAAUAAAGUUGACAAUAUGGAAGAUUCUGAGAUGACGUCAGAUGAUCAAAAUAAACAAAAUAUGGAUAUUAAAGACCAAAGUGAACAUGAAAUAUCUGUCAAAUCUCAAUCACAGGAUUUUAGUGCACAAACAGAGAGUGAUGAUGUUAUGCACAUUGUUGAUAGAACUUCAAAGGCAUUACAGUUUUAUGCUGCUACAGGAAAUAUAAAGCAGUUAUUAUUUGUUCAGCGCCAUCUACUCUCAAUAUCAGAUGAUAGUGGCGAUCUACCUCUACACACAGCCAUCAUAAAUAAUCAGUUAGAAGUCAUACAUAAUCUCCUAGACGUCAUGUCUACAUUACCAUACUGUAGAUACAAAUCUAGUGCUUACAAUAGUCUUAGACAGACGCCACUUCAUUUAGCGGUACUGAUGGGACAGCCAAGUGUAGUUGACAGGUUGUUAAAUGUUGGAGCUGAUCCAACCAUGGUUGACAGAAAAGGCAAUACCCCUGCACAUCUAGCCAUAUUGUACGGGGCAGAUUCAUGUCUUGCUAUUCUAGUCAGAUACCAAAGAUGUAAUGCAGCCAAAAAUAAACCAUUCCCAGAGCUAGAUCUCAAGAACUUUGAUGGAUUUUCUACUGCCCAUCUUGCAGCUAUAACACAGAAUUGUAAUGCUAUGAAACUGAUAUCAAAAGGAAAAGGGAAUAUAAACAUGCCCGAUGGUAAGAGUGGAAGAACUCCCCUACAUCAUGCUGUAGAGAGAGAUGAUCUAACUACUGUUGGAUAUCUAAUAUUAGAGGCUAGGGCAAAUGUAAAUGCAUGUUGUUUUGAUGGUAAUACACCUCUACAUGUUGCCUGUGCAAGACAGAAUGUUGGUAUUGUGGCAUUAUUGAUAGCUGCCGGAGGUGACCCUGAGAUGGAAAAUGAUGAAGUUAAGGAAGAACUGUAUGAUGAAUUUGAGGGAGUUCAAGAUGACAAACAACUGGGAGAUAGUUCCUCAAGUACCAGUGCACAUUUGGAUUGUUAUAAACCAGAAGAUUUUGCUAUGGACAAUGAAAAGGUUUUGAGAGUACUACGAGGAGAGCCAUACUCAAAUGUCAAAGAGCUAGAUCAAACGAACCGUGACUACAUACAUACAACAGAAUAUUUCUCAUCGCUAUCUAUACAUGAUAUACAACUAACAAACCAUGAAACUUCAGACCCAUCACAGGAAGGUGAUCUGCAUAAGUUGAUGUACCCUGUGCGAGUUCAGAUUUCUAAAAUGUUGGACCCACCAUGUGAAGGUGGAGACUGGAUUGCUUUAGCUAAUGCUCUUGGUUUAUUUGAGCUGAUGGACAGUCAGAGUUCAGGAUACAGUCAGACAAGAGUCUUACUGAAUUUUUAUGAGGAAUAUGGAGGAACAAUCUCUUACCUAAUGGAAUGUUUAACAUCAAUGGGUAGAAUGGAUGUUGUAUCAUUGAUAUCACAGUAUCAUUCAUCUAGUUCAUUAAAGAAAAGUAGUACAAAUAUAAACUAUUACGAUUCAGGAUUGAGUUCCGGUGAUGUCAAACCAUUACAGACUUUAACGGCAGCUACAUAAUCAUUUAUCAUCUAUAUCUUCAUUAUCCUGUAUAUGAUCAUAAACAACUUUUUUGUCUUGUUUACUUGUUUUAAAUCACACGUUGGUUGAGUUAUUUUUAUUGACUACAUGGAUUUGUUUUAUUAAUUAUCAGUUAUGAAUUUAUUUUACAUCAGUUCAUAUUUUAUGAUUAUGAAUUGACAAUUAAUUAUGUAGAUGGUCAUAUGUGCUGUAUAUAAGACUAUAAACAUGUCAUGUUUUGAUAAGGUAGUUUUACAACCUUGAUUAUGCCACGAUCAGAAAAAGAGAGGGAGACAGUGAGGUCAAAAUUUAGUACUAUAGGUAACCAAGGGACCAUGAUAGAGUAGUAUUAUUUAUAGUGAUGUCAUUUUAAAUGAGAAAAAAACAUGAAUUUUGCUAAGAACAACUGAAUUGUAAAAAAAUACUUCAAUUUGUAUUGUGCAGAAAUUGUAUAGCAGUAGCAUUUUGGUAUAUUUUUAUGUUGUUCAUUAGUUAAACAGAAUUUGAUAUUGCUCAUGUAAAAUAAAUAUAUAUGUAUUUUUGA